AUGAUCCAGACGGCAUCGCUAUCUCUUCAAGAGAAGCAGCGUGAAAAUCUGCUGCGCAUGCUCGACUUUAAUUCAGAAAGCACCAACAGCUUCGCAGAUACGGCUCAGGACUCUAUUGAGCGCUGGGGUGACCAAUGGAAAGUUCUCAUCUACGAUCGAUUUUGCCGUGACAUCAUUUCACCGAUCCUUAAACUGCACGAGCUUCGUAAAAAAGGCGUGACAUUGCACAUGUUGCUCGACACAGAACGAGACUCAAUACCUGACGUUCCAGCCAUCUAUUUUGUGGAACCUACGCGUACGAAUUUAGAGCGUAUCGUUUCAGAUUGCACAAAGGAGCUCUAUAGUUCGGUGCACCUUAAUUUUGCCUACCCAUUGAGUCGAGAAUCACUCGAAUUUCUCGCUCGUGCUUCGGUAGAAGCUCAAUGUACUAGUAUGAUUGCCAAGGUUUACGAUCAGUACACGAACUUUGUGUCGCUGGAACCAACUUUGUUUUCGUUAAAUUUGUCGGAAAGCUACCGAGCGUAUAACGAUCCGAAUGUGGCGGAUGUGCAGAUUGAAGAGACGAUGAAUGUCAUCGUUAAAGGGCUUUUUUCCGUCUUAGUGACGUUGGGAAGCAUACCAGUGAUUCGUUCUCCUAAUAAUGAUGGACCCUCGAGAAUGGUAGCAGAACAGCUAAGCUCCAUGAUUCGCGACCACUUGAAUUUACGGAAUGGUGUAUUUACUGAGAGCACCUCGAAUUUCCAGCGUCCACUGCUUAUUAUUAUGGACCGAAAUGAAGAUAUCGCUUCCGGUUUACAUCAUCCGUCAACAUAUCAGGCGCUAGUUGAUGACAUUCUAUCCAUCCAAAUGAAUCGCGUCAAAGUAUCUGUUAAGUCUGUUAGUGGCGAUGACGGUGGGAAUGCUGGACGAACUACAGAACGCACUUACGACUUGGAUGUGACGGGUGACAAAUUUUUUGAAAGGCAUGCCGGCAGCCUUUUCCCCGAUGCUAUUGAUGCCAAUGAAGAAGAAAUGAAACAGGUUACGCGAAAAGAAGAACAAAUUCGAGCACAGACAGGUGGUAAUGAUGCAUUUAUAAAUGGCACAAAAGAUCUGGUUGCUGCAGUGGACACACUUCCAGCACUAGUGGAGAAGAAGAAAAUGCUUGAAGUGCAUACCAAUAUAUUCCAUGCAGCAUUUGAUGGGGUGACAAAGCGCCAUAUACCAUCAUAUUCAAUGCUGGAGCAGAAAUUAAUUGAUGGGUUGCACGUUGACAAGGCUGAAGUGUUACAACUGUUGUCGAGUACCCAAAUGGGUACGUUAGCUGAUAAAAUGCGCUUGUUGAUCAUCUACUUUCUAUCAAGUGGAGUCAGUGGUACGGAGCUUGCUGAGUUCGAAAACGCUUAUAAGCAGUGCGCUGCAGCGUCGGAACAACCAGAGGCAUAUAUGCAAGCAUGGAAAUUUCUUCGAAAGCACUCAGCAUUUCAGCGACGUGCGAGUGUCGGAGCAAGUUUGCAGUCUGAGAGCGGUACUGGACCCGAUGGUGGUGUCAAUAUGAGUAGGUUUAAGGGUCUUGCACAAGGGUUUCUCGCUCAAGCUACUGCAAGCUUUAAGAAUUUUAUGCCCGAAAACAAGAAGCUGCACGUCACUCGUGUCACGGAUGCCUUAAGUGAGAUGAAGCCGAACAGUGAAGAUGACAGAUUUCUCUAUUUAGAUCCAAAGAUAAAAGCGAGCGGUGACGUGCCACGACAGCGAACUCCUUUUCGUGAAGUCAUGGUAUUCAUGAUUGGUGGCGGGAAUUACAAUGAAUAUCAUAACUUAAUGGCCUACGCCAAGGGACAGCAACCACCGCGAUCGAUUUGGUAUGGAUGCACGGAGGUGUUGAAUCCUGAAGCGUUUUUGCACCAACUCGGCUCGAUCGGCAUUUAG
Plasmopara halstedii is the source of this 1908-nucleotide messenger RNA. Its product is annotated as sec1 family transporter sly1. The record is from RefSeq and is a predicted model, not a curated record. Gene Ontology annotation, biological process: intracellular protein transport; endoplasmic reticulum to Golgi vesicle-mediated transport. Gene Ontology annotation, molecular function: syntaxin binding. The coding region runs from base 1 to 1908 and encodes 635 amino acids. Gene Ontology annotation, cellular component: Golgi membrane; cytosol. Lineage: Eukaryota; Oomycota; Peronosporomycetes; Peronosporales; Peronosporaceae. The transcript is spliced from 7 exons.